AUGGUCCGCGUCUGUGUGGUCGGCUGCGGUACGCUCGGACUGAAGGUGGCCGGCGCGCUCAGCUAUUUCGGCCACUCGGUGCGCGUGUGGGACCGCGACCGGGCCGCACUGGACUCGGCCCACGAGCGGCUGCGCCUGGACCGGUGCGAGCUGCGCCGCGACGGCCUGCUGCUGCAGCGCGCCGGCGCCGGCCGCGUCACGCUGCUGGCGCGCCUGGACGAGGCGCUGGCCGACGCGCGCAUCGUCUUCGAGUGCGUGUCCGAGGACGCGGCCGUCAAGGAAGAGACGUUCGCGCGCCUGUCGGCCGCCGCCGCCGAGACGGCCAUCCUGGCCAGCUGCACGCUGCGCGUGCCGAUCAGCGCGCUGGCGGCGCGCGUGCAGCGGCCCGAGCGGGUGCUGGGCGUGCGCUUCCUGUACCCGGUGUACUACGUGCCGGAGGUGGAGGUGACGCCCGGGCCGGCCACCAGCCGCCACACCAUGGACACCGUCACGCAGUUCCUCACGCACAUGGGCCUGACGCCGUUCCUGCGCUGCGGCCCCGAGCCGGUGGUGCUCGACGACGAGCAGCGCGAGCAGCGACGCCGCUGGCGGCGGCAGCGGCUGGCGGCGGCCGCCGCUGGCGCCGCCAGCACCGAGACCCGCUACGCGCCCCAGCUGGCCUUCGUCGGCAACCUGGUGUCGGCGGCCGACGUGGCGCCGGCCGGCGGCGGCGCGCACGACUGCGCCGUCUGCAUGGACGCGCCGCGCGACUGCGUCAUGGCGCCGUGCCACCACCUGUGCACGUGCUGCCGGUGCGCGCGGCUGCUGCGCGGCAGGAGGGACGCCUGCCCCAUCUGCCGGCAGCCCAUACAGGACUUUAUCCGGGUCUACAUGUCUUAG
Molecule: messenger RNA, 879 nt
Organism: Amphibalanus amphitrite
Lineage: Eukaryota; Metazoa; Arthropoda; Thecostraca; Balanomorpha; Balanidae
Product: 5-formyl-3-hydroxy-2-methylpyridine 4-carboxylate 5-dehydrogenase-like
Exons: 1
Coding region: 1-879 (292 amino acids)
Biological process (GO): fatty acid metabolic process
Molecular function (GO): NAD+ binding
Source: RefSeq, a predicted model, not a curated record